GAAGAAGGUGUGUGUGUGUGUGAGGGGGACCAACACAUGUUAUUGUUACCAACUACUCCACAUAACUCACUAUCCAAUCACAUUGCCCAAUCUUGAGCUGCAUAUAAGCCAACCCAAGAUCCAACUUCAAUUCUGAAUCUGAUCAGGGAUUGACCUGCUGGAUCUGAAUUCCUGCAGGAUUCAAGUCAGAUGAAAUCUUGACUGUCCGUUCCACUAACCAGAAGCUCUUUGCCUUGGCCUAGCAGUAGCCACAGCAGCAGGAGAUCUUGCUGUGAGAGGAAGAAGAAGAGGAAGAAGAGGAGGAGGAGAGGUAGCUUUGGCCUUCUUCCUUCAGAGGAAUUCAGAAGUAGCAAUCCUUGGUAGAGACUGCCCAUGCCAGUGAGCUGACAAGAGAAAAAUGGAGAAAGAACACAUCAAGAUGGCCAUCCUGAAGCAGGAACAGACAUUCAGACAACAGGUUAACGAGCUGCAUCGCGUGUACCGAAUUCAGAAGCAACUGAUGCUGGAGAUGCAGAGCAUCUCAACCCAGGCUCAAGCAAAAGCAGACAAUAGAACCAAACCAAGAUUGGAGAUGGAUCAUCAACAAUGGUACAGAAACUCAGGGGAGAAGAAGGCCCCCUUCGUCGAAGAUUUCGACCUUGAGCUCACACUGGCAACUGGGGCUGGAAGGAAGCAGGAGAAGCCAUCCAACUCAGACUCUGGAGCAACAGUGUCGUCGUCAACUUCUGCUGAAUCAGAGCCGGAGCAGCGGUUUCCUGAGUCCAAUGUAACCAUAAGGUUUCAGAAUGAGAGCAAGAGGCAUGAUGAUCAGCUCAUGCAGUCUCCUUGGCUCUAUCAAUGUUUAAGUCUGAAGAUGGCAUGAUGACUUAGCUAUAUGGGUGGCUUGAUGAGUGUUUAAAAGCUCAAAAAUCUCAGACAAAAAUUGGCUUCUUAUAUGUAUAUGUAUAUGACAAACUAAUUCAGAGUAACUGGAGGGCUCAAAAGAGCGAAAGACAACACACACAAAAGAAAACAAGCAACAUGAAA
Messenger RNA from Oryza brachyantha (malo sina), 1026 nucleotides. RefSeq lists its product as uncharacterized. The transcript is spliced from 4 exons. The record is from RefSeq and is a predicted model, not a curated record. Bases 398 to 862 code for a protein of 154 amino acids. NCBI's taxonomy places the organism in Eukaryota, Viridiplantae, Streptophyta, Magnoliopsida, Poales, Poaceae.